ACCCCGGGCGGCGGGACGGACGGACGGACGGGCGGGCGCGGGUCGGAACUCGCGCCGUGCCCGCCAAGAGAUUCAAGCAAGCCCUCGGUUCCCCCGGGGCGAGGGCCGGAGCCGGGGCGGGUGGGGGCGCAGGCCCGGGGGAUGCUGGGCUCGGUGAAGAUGGAGGCCCAUGACCUGGCCGAAUGGAGCUACUACCCGGAGGCGGGCGAGGUCUACUCUCCAGUAACCCCAGUGCCAACCAUGGCCCCUCUCAACUCCUACAUGACCUUGAACCCUCUGGGCUCUCCCUACUCUCCUGGGGGGCUCCCUGCGUCACCACUGCCCUCAGGACCCCUGGCGCCCCCAGCCCCAGCUGCACCCCUGGGGCCUACCUUCCCAGGCCUGGGUCCCAGCAGCGGUGGAGGCAGCAGCUCAGGGUUUGGGGGUCCAGGGCCGGGACUGCAUGGGAAGGAGAUGGCCAAGGGGUACAGGCGGCCCCUGGCCCAUGCCAAGCCACCGUAUUCUUAUAUCUCUCUCAUCACCAUGGCCAUCCAGCAGGCACCAGGCAAGAUGCUGACCUUGAGUGAGAUUUACCAGUGGAUCAUGGACCUCUUCCCUUAUUACCGGGAGAACCAGCAGCGCUGGCAAAACUCCAUCCGCCACUCGCUGUCCUUCAAUGACUGUUUUGUCAAGGUGGCACGUUCCCCAGACAAGCCAGGCAAGGGUUCCUACUGGGCUCUGCACCCCAGCUCUGGGAACAUGUUUGAGAAUGGCUGCUACCUUCGUCGCCAGAAGCGCUUCAAGCUGGAGGACAAAGUGAAGAAGGGGAACAGUGAGGCCUCUGCUGCUAGGAACAGCACAGGAUUGGUCACCUCAACCACCACCUCUGUUGCCACAGUCACAUCACCGCUCCAGCCCCAGCCUCCACCCCCUGAGCCAGAGGCCCAGGGUGGAGAAGAGGUUGGGGCGCUGGACUGUGGCUCCCCCACUUCCUCUACACCCUAUUUCACGGGCCUGGAGAUUCCUGGGGAAUUGAAGCUGGAUGCGCCCUACAACUUCAACCACCCUUUCUCCAUCAACAAUCUGAUGUCAGAACAGACACCAGCACCUCCCAAACUGGACGUGGGGUUUGGGGGCUAUGGGGCUGACAGUGGGGAGGCUGGGGUGUACUACCAGGGCCUCUAUUCCCGCUCGGUGCUCAAUGCAUCCUAGCAGGGGAGUGAGUGGGAACGUGGUGGUGGGUUUUGGCUGUGGCUCACACC
Messenger RNA from Castor canadensis (American beaver), 1241 nucleotides. It is a transcript of the gene Foxa3, whose product is annotated as forkhead box A3. Lineage: Eukaryota; Metazoa; Chordata; Mammalia; Rodentia; Castoridae. The record is from RefSeq and is a predicted model, not a curated record. Gene Ontology annotation, molecular function: transcription factor binding; DNA-binding transcription factor activity, RNA polymerase II-specific; protein domain specific binding. Gene Ontology annotation, biological process: anatomical structure morphogenesis; cell differentiation; regulation of transcription by RNA polymerase II.